Sphaerodactylus townsendi is the source of this 2989-nucleotide messenger RNA. It is a transcript of the gene IPP, whose product is annotated as intracisternal A particle-promoted polypeptide. The transcript is spliced from 9 exons. The record is from RefSeq and is a predicted model, not a curated record. Gene Ontology annotation, molecular function: actin binding. NCBI's taxonomy places the organism in Eukaryota, Metazoa, Chordata, Lepidosauria, Squamata, Sphaerodactylidae. The coding region runs from base 402 to 2156 and encodes 584 amino acids.
GUCCCGACAUGCGCCAUGUGAAUUGCGCAGAAGAGCGUUGAAUGGUUGCCUCUCCGCUUCGGGAAAUGUGGCGCCGGGGAUGGUGGAGUCCAGCUACUGAGUGGGGAGAGGAAGGCGAUACUGUCGCCCUCUCUCUUGCGUCCAGGAAUCCGUGACAAUCCAGGCUGGAGAUCUGUAGCGACAAAUAUAUUUGGAGACGGAUGCGAAGAAGAACCGCAAGGUCGUCUUUUCCUUCGCCCAAGGGGAACCCUGGAUGGCUUCAGCUGAGCCACUGUACCGAGAUGCAGAGGCUCAAAUGAAUGCUGCCGCCUUCGACGCAAACAGAGAUUUUUCCUUUCUCUUCUGAGGUUGCUGGUGGAUAAAGAUGGGGAUCAGUCAGUUGCUUUCUCUCUGACCGCAUCAUGGCUUGCAUGGCUUAUCCCAGCACAAGUGAGUCCCCCUUUUUGGCAGACAGACAUGCUCAUCUUAUACUGGCCCAGAUUAAUAAAAUGAGAUGUGGACACCACUUCUGUGACGUGCAGCUCCAGAUUGGUGAUGAAGAAUUUAAGGUCCAUCGACUUGUCCUGGCUGCAAGCAGCCCUUACUUUGCUGCUCUGUUUGCUGGAGGGAUGAAAGAGUCCUCGAAGGAUGUUGUGCCGAUCCUAGGAGUGGAUGCUGACAUCUUUCAGAUCCUGUUGGACUUCAUUUACACAGGCCUAGUCAGCAUUGGCGAGAAUAAUGUUCAGGAGCUGAUUGUGGCGGCAGACAUGUUCCAGCUCAUUGAAGUGGUGAACCUUUGCUGUGAAUUUCUAAAGGGACAGAUUGACCCCACAAACUGCAUUGGACUCUUCCAAUUCUCCGAGCAAAUUGCCUGUCAUGAUCUGAUGGAAUUCACAGAGAAUUACAUCCAUGCCCACUUCCUGGAAAUCCAGAAUGGAGAGGAAUUCCUGGCACUGACAAAAGACCAGCUUGUUAAGAUUUUACGAAGUGAGGAGCUGAGCAUAGAAGAUGAAUACCAGGUUUUCAUAGCAGCAAUGCAAUGGAUCCUAAAGGAUCUGGGAAGAAGAAAGAAACAUGUGGUAGAAGUGCUGGAUACAGUUAGAUUUCCUUUACUACCUCCACAAAGACUUUUAAAGUACAUAGAAGGGGUUCCUGAUUUCAGUCUUCGAGUGGCUCUUCAAACUCUGUUAAAAGAAUACUGUGAAGUGUCUAAGUCUCUCAAAGAGAACAAGGUGAGCAGUUUCCUGCAGCCAUCCAAGUCUCGUCCUCGGAGGAAAGCCAGGAAGUAUCUUUAUGCCGUAGGGGGAUAUACUCGUCUGCAGGGAGGCCGUUGGAGUGACAGCAGAGCCCUCAGUUGUGUAGAGCGUUUUGACACUUUCAGUCAGUACUGGACUACUGUGUCUUCCUUACACCAGGCUCGCAGUGGGCUGGGAGUUGUCGUAGUAGGAGGAAUGGUCUACGCUAUAGGAGGUGAAAAAGAUUCUAUGAUUUUUGACUGUACUGAACGCUAUGAUCCUGUUACGAAGCAGUGGGCAGCUAUAGCAUCUAUGAACCAUCCUCGCUGUGGAUUAGGAGUGUGUGCCUGUUAUGGAGCCAUUUAUGCUUUUGGAGGUUGGGUUGGAGCAGAGAUUGGCACUUCAGUUGAGCGUUUUGAUCCUGAUGAGAAUAACUGGGAAGUGGUGGAUCGCAUGGCAGUGCCUCGUUACAAUUUUGGAUGCUGUGAACUACAAGGUUUAAUUUAUGUUGUUGGAGGCAUUGGCAAUGAAGGAAUAGAACUGUGUUCUGUGGAAGUCUACGAUCCAAUUUCUAAGUGCUGGGCUGCACUUCCUGCAAUGAGUACCAGAAGGGCAUACCUGGGUGUGGCUUCUUUGAACGACUGUAUUUAUGCCAUUGGAGGAUGGAAUGAGACUCAAGAUGCACUCCCAACUGUUGAGAAAUACUCCUUUGAAGAGGAGAAAUGGGUGGAAGUUGCUUCAAUGAAGGCUCCAAGAGCUGGUGUGUGUGUUGCUGCUGUAAAUGGCCUCCUGUACGCCACGGGAGGCAGGACUGCUAGUUUUGAUUCUGCUGCCCCAGUAACUUCAGACUCUGUUGAAGUUUAUAAUCCACACAUGGAUACUUGGACUGAAAUCGCUAACAUGAUCACCAGCCGCUGUGAAGGAGGUGUAGCAGUGCUUUGAAGAAGACAAUCCUUGUAAAAAAAAUCAGCAGGGAUUGGGGAGUGGACAUUAAGUAUUCUGUGAAAAGGAUUUGGGCACUAAGAAAGAAGACUGUUGUCUAGAGAUGGAGGAGACUUCAGUUGUGCUCAUUCCAGUGACUACAGUGCCUGCUGAAGACUUAAGGUUUCUAUCUGAAGCAUAAUCCAUGCAUCAUUCUAAAGCCAUAAAAGCGUUUGAUGAUGCUCGCACUUGACGCAAGUUAAAUAACCUCCUCUUUUUCAUAGAAUAGGGUCCAGUUUGGAUGACUAGAAUUUUACAGUGCUUGAAGUGUAGCAGUUAAUGAUAAUUUAACCAGGUCAUUUCGUAAUGGAAGUUCCUAAGCAAUGGGGUUUGCUCAAAUUUUUCACACUCCAGAAACUUUUUGAAAGACCUUUUUUUAAAAAAAGAAAAAUUGUCCCUUCUGUUUUUUUCAAAGGCCAGUGGAUUUCACUGGUACUCAUUUUGAAGCUGAGUAAUGUAAUCUCAGUCUUUUGAGGAUGACAAUUUUUAUUUUAAAAAAGAAAAACUCUGCACAAAAAUUGGUAUGUGGGCUAAACUGCUGAGAGAGUGAGACUCUAUAAGGAAUGCUUUAUCCCAAGUCCAGCACACUAGAAAACCUCCAAGGAUUGUGGCAGGCAAGAAUCCAUACACAAAUAUAGAUGCUGUAGAGACCCUGCAUGGCGUAGUGGGUAGGAGUAGGUGGAUUCUAAUCUGGAGAACUGGGUUUGAUUUCUCACACUUCCGCAUGAAUCUGGGUGAUCUUGGGCCACUCACAGUUCUCUCAGAACUAUCUCAGCCCCAUCUGCCUCACAAGG